Messenger RNA from Chelonoidis abingdonii (Abingdon island giant tortoise), 3074 nucleotides. It is a transcript of the gene SPART, whose product is annotated as spartin. Gene Ontology annotation, cellular component: plasma membrane. NCBI's taxonomy places the organism in Eukaryota, Metazoa, Chordata, Testudines, Testudinidae. The record is from RefSeq and is a predicted model, not a curated record. Gene Ontology annotation, biological process: cell division; negative regulation of BMP signaling pathway.
GUCCCGCACUGCGCCGCGGCGAUGCAGCCUCGCUCCGCACGGGGGCGGCGCGCAGUGCGUGCAGAAGGCGCACCCUGCCCAGCGCCCAAAAGCCUCCGUGUGAGGGACGGGAACAGCUGACAGGCGGUCACGUGAUUCUCAGCGCAGCUGGGAUAGCUGCGAUAGUGGCGCAGAGGGAGCAGGUUGCUGCGGGGCGGCUCCAGUUCUGUGAGAGGCUACACUCUGAAGAAUGUUAGAUGACUGAAUAGUCUGCAAAACUAAAAAUAAAAGUAAUUAACCCAAAAGCACAACAGAAACUGAAAGACUGCCAUUUGGAAAAAGUCAUGGAACAAGAACAGGAUCCUGCUAUUCUAGAAGAUGCAAACAUUAAAGCUAUUAAAGAAGAGUUCAAGAAAGCCUUUGUCUUUGUCAAUAAAGGACUGAAUACAGAUGAAUUGGGUCAAAAGGAAGAAGCAAGGAAGUACUAUAAGCAAGGACUUGACCACUUGCUUAGAGGAGUUAGUAUUCCAUCACGAGGUCCUGAAUGUAUAGGAUCCCAAUGGGACUCUGCCAGACAAAUGCAGCAAAAGAUGCAAGAGACUUUACAAAAUGUUAGAACUCGGCUGAAUAUUCUAGAACAAAAUACCCCUGCUAUGCAAACUAAUGCCAUCACAAUGAAUGUGCCUCUAGAGGCGCCCAAGUUAUACCCAGUGAUUCCCACUAAUGAAAAGCCAGAAAGGCCCCCUGCACCUUAUUCUCUUAUUCCACCAUCUGGGCCGCCUGCAGAAAAUGAAAAUGUUGCAACUACAAGCAAAGGGCAACUUCCGGCUAUGACUCCUUCAUCUCCAAAAGCUCACUCGCUACCACAUGAAGCUCCUCCUGUGUAUACCCCUCAAGCUACUGAUGGACACUAUACUGUAUCUUACGGUACAGACUCUGGGGAGUUUUCAUCAGUUGGAGAGGACUACUACACAAAAUGUACUCAGCCACCUCCCCUUGAAAGUCUAGGAGUAGAUGCAGAUGAAUUGAUCCUGAUUCCCCAAGGGGUACAGAUAUUCUUUGUGAGUCCUGAUGGGCAGGUUAGUGCUCCUUCGUAUCCUGGAUACCUGCGCAUUGUGAAGUUCUUGGACACUGAUGGUGCAAUGGCCCAGAAUCGUCCCCCUGCGUUUCUUCAGGUUUGUGAUUGGCUGUAUCCUCUUAUGUGCAACCAGUCUCCUGUUCUGUGCUGUAAUACUGGAGUCUACAUGUUUCCAGAUUUGAUGUCGCAGGUGCCAGGAUCCCACGUGGGAGUAGUGCUGUCUUCAGAACUCCCAGCAGCUGACAGAGAGCUUUUUGAAGAUCUGUUAAAACAGAUGUCUGACCUCAGAGUCCAGGUGCCAAGAUCCCAUGAGGGAGUAGGAUUAUCUUCAGAACGUGCAGCAGCUGACAGAGAACAUUAUGAGGAUAUGUUAAAACAGAUGUCUGACCUCAGAGUCCAGGCUUUGGAAGCUUCAAGUGAUGUGAUUAACCUGGCCCAGACUGUACGCAUCCAACCAGAGCCUGAAGGAGGAGAGAGAGAAAGAGAGUUACCCGAGUGGAGUGAGAAAGUAGCCCAUGGAAUCUUGUCAGGAGCAUCCUGGUUGAGUUGGGGUUUGGUCAAGGGAGCAGAAUAUACUGGCAAAGCAAUCCACAAAGGAGCUUCCAAAUUGCGAGAACACAUUCAGCCAGAAGAAAAACCUUUGGAAGUAAAUCCAACUGUAGCAAAGGGGCUGCAUGUAGCAAAACAAGCAACUGGAGGAGCUGUAAAAGUCAGCCGGUUUUUGGUUGAAGGGGUGUGUUCAAUAGCAAGCAGUAUUGGAAAAGAGUUAGCCCCACAUGUGAAGAAGCAUGGGAGCAAAUUGGUUCCUGAGUCGCUUAAGAAAGACAAAGAUGGAAAGUCCACUUUUGAUGGUGCCAUGGUUGUAGCAGCAAGUGGAAUUCAAGGGUUUUCAACAGUAUGGCAAGGUUUGGAAAGUGCAGCAAAAUGCAUUGCUAAUAGUGUUUCAACCGAGACUGUUCACACUGUCCAGCACAAGUAUGGGGAUGAUGCAGGCCAUGCUACAGACAACGCUAUGAAUUCUGCAAUCAAUGUUGGUGUGACAGCAUUUAACAUUGACAACAUUGGUAUCAAAGCUAUAGUGAAGAAAACUGCAAAAGAGACUGGUUAUGCUGUGCUGGAUGAAUAUAAAGUACUAGAAAAGGAGAAAAAGGAUGGAAGAUAAAACAUUUAAUUUCCCAAAGCCUUACAGUACAGAUGUAACUUAUUAUAGGUUAGCAUUAUCCCAUUACUUUAAAAUAGUAAGUAUUUAUUUUUAUAACUGUCUCUUUACGAAAAGUAAUUCUUUACAUACUUGAGAAAACUGAAGGCAUAAAACUAGUGAUUUUCUGAGUUGAAAGUACCCUUCAUUCAGCACUUCUGCAUCAUGUAUCAGUCUGACAACUGGAAGGAUAUGGAUUUGGAAUUACAUGUAGUAUGUUCAGGAUAAAAUCAUCUCCAUAAUCUAAUUUAAAAACUCUAUUUUUUGAAAAUAUAAACUGGAACAGUACCAUGAAUGGAAAUAUGAACUUGUCUUGAGUAUUUUUGUAACACUGUUUGUAAAGAAAAAGGGUUGGUACUCUGAAUAAAUCUAAUAGGGUUCAUGGUUUAUUAAUUCCACUUUUAAUUAUUACAGUUGAAAUGAGUUUACAAAGGCAGAAUUGUCUCCUCUAAUUAUAUGCACUAAGAUCAGUUUUGGGUUCCAUUCUUUAGUUUCUAAAGAUUAGAGAAAUUCCUUUACGACAGCUAACAUUUAAAUAGCAGCUGAGCUAAUAACCAAAGUCAUAUUAAAAGAAAUGAAAGAGAACCUCAGGUAGCCUCCCUCCUUUUAAAGUUAAAUGCUUUUCAGAACAAAUAUUUAUGUAAACCAAAGACUUAAACCACACUGUUUAUUAGGGUGACAAGUAGUCUCUGUACAAAAGAACCAACUCAAAAAUAAUCAGAAUACUUACAAGUUAGCAGUAAAAAGAGAAUUCAAUAAUUCUGUGCAAUUUUUUUUCCCUGGGCGGGGGGAGGGAGAGGAGAACUAAUUCUGUAGUAC